AUGGCAUCUACGUCAGCCCUCCAAAUCCAAGACUCCAAGUUAAGCAGUCUCGGUCUCUCAAAGUCUGUUGUGAAUAAGGAGAAAGUAUGCUGCUAUACGCGCUCUUUAGAAAACGCAAACAAUAAGAAUCCCGUACUCGUUCUCAUUCAUGGCUACCCACAGUCGGCUUACAUGUGGCGACACUUAAUCCCUCUGCUCCCACCCAAAGCACCACUUUUCGUUCCAGAUCUACCCGGUUACGGCGCUAGUGCACCGAUUGAGCGCAACGACAAACUGAGUGUUGGGACGGCAGUACUAGAGGCGUUGAAGACAGAGGCCAAGAAGAGCAAGAGCACCAACGAAAGUGUGAAUAUCGUACUCAUUGCGCACGAUCGUGGGGCGAGAGUUGCGCAUCAUCUUACCGUCAGCGGGGUGGACGGUGUGAACAUCUUGGGUGCUUGUCUUAUCGAUAUUGUUCCGACUUCUACGCAAUGGCAGCAUUUCACUUCCCCAGCUACCGCGGCGAAGGAGAUUACAGGCUACUUCCAUUGGCCAUUACUGGCGAACGUCGAUUUAGCGACGCGUAUGAUUACUGCUUUUGGGCCAUCUAACUGGUGUCAGGAGAUGAUAUUGCGCUGGUCAGGGAAGAGCAAUGCGGGCGUUGAAAAGCUAAAGGCUGAUGAUGCAUUGACUGUCUAUGGCGAAUUCUUUGCACAGGAACAUACACUGAAAGCGAGCUGCGAAGACUACAAGGAGGGCGCUACGACGGAUGUUGAGAAAGAGGAGAAAGAUCAGAAAGAGGGUAGGAAGAUUAAAGUGCCGGUGUUGUUGGUGUACAGUGAGGCGGGUAUCGGGAGCAGGUUCGACUUUCCGGAUGUGUGGAGGGAGUGGGUAGGUGAGGAUGUAAAGAUCAAGAAUCACGCGUUAGGAAACGGAGUUGGACACUUUGGGGCAGAGGAGGCGCCUGAGGAGUGCGCGGAUGUUAUCAAAGGCUGGCUCGGAACAGUAGUUGCAUAG
Molecule: messenger RNA, 996 nt
Organism: Alternaria atra
Lineage: Eukaryota; Fungi; Ascomycota; Dothideomycetes; Pleosporales; Pleosporaceae
Exons: 3
Coding region: 1-996 (331 amino acids)
Molecular function (GO): hydrolase activity
Source: RefSeq, a predicted model, not a curated record